Messenger RNA from Penicillium concentricum, 348 nucleotides. RefSeq lists its product as uncharacterized. Lineage: Eukaryota; Fungi; Ascomycota; Eurotiomycetes; Eurotiales; Aspergillaceae. The record is from RefSeq and is a predicted model, not a curated record. The coding region runs from base 1 to 348 and encodes 115 amino acids. The transcript has a single exon.
AUGGAUCCCUCCGAGCUCAUGGAUAACUUUCUCAUUGAGUUGCAUAACACCCUUCCGGCUGCGAUGCAAUCAUAUCGUCGUCACAAAUAUAUUCGUCCCAGUAUACACCCAUGGCUUGCUGAUGAAGAUUCGUCCCCUAAGGGCUUGAUACGUCAAAAGAUGUUUCCUCCAGCUCGAACUUUCCAAGGGAUAAAUCACAUGGACCAUUUGACGUCUAACUCACUUAUUCCUGUCUCAGCUCAGGGACUUGAGAAGAUGGCCACACGGUUUCUUGAUACAACUACUACUGCCGAGUUCGAUGGUCUCGCAUUAUCCCAAACCCGUAGUGGAAUGGUGCAAAACAAGUAA